Columba livia (rock pigeon) is the source of this 1517-nucleotide messenger RNA. It is a transcript of the gene TGFBR3L, whose product is annotated as transforming growth factor beta receptor 3 like. Lineage: Eukaryota; Metazoa; Chordata; Aves; Columbiformes; Columbidae. The record is from RefSeq and is a predicted model, not a curated record. Gene Ontology annotation, cellular component: cell surface. The coding region runs from base 355 to 1368 and encodes 337 amino acids. Gene Ontology annotation, biological process: epithelial to mesenchymal transition; transforming growth factor beta receptor signaling pathway; cell migration. Gene Ontology annotation, molecular function: type II transforming growth factor beta receptor binding; transforming growth factor beta receptor activity; transforming growth factor beta binding. The transcript has 9 exons.
CUGGGUCCUCUCCCGGACGCCUGGGUCCUCUCCCAGACACUUGGGUCCCCUGUGGACACCUGCGUCCCCUCCCGGACGCCUGGGUCCUUUCCCGGACACCUGGGUCCCCUCCCGGACGCCUGGGUCCUCUCCCAGACACCUGGGUCCCCUGUGGACACCUGGGUCCCCUCCCGGACGCCUGGGUCCCUCCCCGGGUGACGUCCCUGCAGCCCAAGGCCGGGCGGGUGUCACUGGGGAGACGGUGACCUCGGGGGGCCCCCCCGCCCCCAUCACGCGUGGGCGGGACCUGGAGCCACCGCUGGGGACAUCGGGGACACGUGUGGGGACAUCGGGGACACGCGCGGGGACCCCCCGAUGGCGCCGCGCGGGAGCCGCCCCCUCCCCCUCCUGCUGCUGCUGCUGCUGCCCGGGGGGGGGCCCGCAGGGCCCCCCCCGGGCUGGCCGUGGGGUGACAGUGGGGACACGGGGGGGCCCCUGAGCACCCAGAGGCCGCGAUGCAGCGGGAACCGGCCCGGGCCCCGCUGCCCCCCCCGCCCCCCCCGCCUCCGUUUGGACGUUUCCGCCGCCCCCGAGUUCCCCCCCGCGCCGGGACCGCGCGCCGUGCCCGCUGGGGGGCGCGUGUUCGUGCAGAUCUCUCUGUCCCGGGCCCCCCCCGGUUUGAGCUUCUCCCUCCGCCGCUGUCUCGUGUCCCCCCGCUCGUCGCCGCCCCCGCCCGGUCCGCCCCCCCCGCCCCCCCCGCGGCCGCUCGUGGUUCUGCGGGGGGGCUGCGGGGCGGGGGGGGGCGCGGGGGGGGCGCGGCGGCUGCUCCGCUCGUUCCUGCUCCCCCCGCGCUUCCCGGAGCCGCUGCAGUUCCUGCACUGUCACCUGCGGCUCUGCCGGGCCGGGGGGGGACACGGGGGACACGGGCUGCCCCGGUGCCGGGCGGAGUCAUGUGACCCCCGAGAGGGCGGGGCCUCCGGCUCAGGCUCCGCCCCCCGGCCCCGCUCCGGCCCCGCCCACGGCCGCGCGCUCCGGACCGUCACGCGCCCCAUAGUGGUGACUCUGGGACCCGCCGGCACCGCCGCGCCAGGUGCCCCCCCGCUGCUGUUCCCGCCCCUCCCCCCUGUGCUGCACCGCCCCCCGCCGCCCCCGCCCCCCCCGCGGGCCCCACCCCGGAGCGCCCCCGCGGGCCCCGCGGUGCCCCCCCCGGCUGUCGCCGCUGUUUCCUUCGGGGCCUUCGUGGUGGGGGCAGCGUUGGCGGGGGGGCUGUGGUGGGUCCACGGCCGCACAGCCGCCCGUCGACCCCCCCCCAUCUCCAGCGUUGCCCCCCAGCUCAGAACCAUUGACCCAAAGCCCCUUCCAGCUGUGACCCCCCCAGUUGCGCCCUGAGCCCCUCGGAUGCCUGGGUCCCCCCCGAACGCCUGGGUCCUCUCGGAUGCCUGGGUCCCUGCCCAAAUGCCUGGGUCUCUCCCCGGAUGCCUGGGUCCCCCAGCCCCCCUUCCCCGGGGGGGGGCAAUAAAGGUGUUGUCACCCCCCCA